This is a messenger RNA of Misgurnus anguillicaudatus (oriental weatherfish), 1961 nucleotides long. The record is from RefSeq and is a predicted model, not a curated record. NCBI's taxonomy places the organism in Eukaryota, Metazoa, Chordata, Actinopteri, Cypriniformes, Cobitidae.
CAAGCUUUGCUGUUGCAUUUGGCUAUCUGAGGAAUUUAACGUGUAAGAAACGCUCACAACAUUUCCAAACCCCAGAACGGUAAUGUGCAGUUAACCUCCUCUGUGUAGUGUAGAAAAUGUAUGAUUUAAAAUGUGACCGUCUCGACGUUAUAUUGGUGGAGAUUUCUAGAUUCAUCUUCUUGGUACAACGCCAAAGUUCGCCAGAGUUCACGGGGUCGCGGAAUCACACAUGCUCACAUAUGAGGCAAAAUUUAAUGCAAAAUCCGUUCCUCUAAUAAUUUUAUCUAAAAAUAUUUUUCAAAAUCAUUGAUCAUUAAAAUCAAUCACGUGGCUAUAGCUAAUGUCAUUUUCGUUUCGUUAUUUAACGUUAUAUGGAUUUAAAAUUACAUUAAUUUUAUAGGAUAAUGCAGUUGUUAUGCAAAAUGCAUUAAUGAAGUCAUUAAACAAAACGUAAAUAAACAAAACAUGCUGUUUCAGAUGUAAUUAUGAUGCCAAUAUUUAAUUAUUCCGAUUUAAUAGUUUUUUAUAUAAAAGUUAGUUAACACUUUUAUUUUGGAGGUUUUGCGCGAAGGCAGGGGCGCUCAGAUUGUUAGAAAUGUGAGUGCAAUGGAAAAGACUGAAAGGUCUAUAAUGUGUAGGCUAUGCACACAUUUCUGUGAACUGUGCACACUGUGCCCCCUUAAAAAAAAUUGGUGCAUGACGCCCCUGUUGUUGGAUGUCACAUGAUCUCAGAUUUGACACAUUGACCACAGAUGUUUCAUUUUGUUUUCCUCCACCUGAUAUCAGCACAGAUCUCUGACGAUUUUCCUUCAUCUAGUUUUUUUUACAAUACUGGUAAGUGCUUUAUUAAUGUCAAUGUUAUGGUGCUCAGAUGGACAAUUUAUAUGAAGCUGAUCACAUUUUUACUUUAUUCCUUGUUUUUUCUGCCUUCUCUUUACUCUAUUUAUAGGAUUCAAAAGCCCCUCAAUAAAAUGGCCCGAGUCUGCAGUAUCUGUAUCUGUACAUGAGAGAAGAGCUCAAGAAACCUUUAUGAAAACAUUAUUUUUGCAAUUGCAUGUUAUGCUAACUGCACAGAGAUACAUGUUGCCCACUAGUAGUUGCAAAUAAUAGAUCUUGGUCUUCACACUUUGCUCUCAGAUCAGUUUCGUUAUCUUGAGUCAUUCUCAUCAGUAUGAAAACAGAAGACAGAGAAGAGCAGAAAGCUACACAGGAAGAACAUUUAUCUUUAGCACAUAUCCAUUAUGUUUAAGUGUAAAAGAUCUGAAAUAUCUAAAGUAAUUUAUCACAAUGUGCUCAAGACUGAGAUUCAGGGAUUUGACAGAAUGGAGAUGAUGGUGGACAUCUAUGAAGAUGAAGAUGACUUCAGGACCCAGAAAGACUCUAAUACAAACAGACAACAACCACUUCAGUCUACAGGAAGUGAGCGUGUGAGGAUAAGAAGUUACAGAUCAGUUACAGUGUGUUUGGUGCUGCUGUGUGUUCUUCUACUGACUGCAGUCAUAGUGCUGUGUGUCCUGAUCGAUACAAACAAUCAACAGUUUAACAACAAAAACCUCCCAGAAGAGAGAGACCAGCUACUAACCAAAUAUACCAACCUCACAGAAGAGAGAAAACAGCUACUAACCAAAUAUACCAGCAUGACAGAUGAGAGAGAUGAAUUAAUAGCCAAAUACAAUAUUAUUACUGAACAAAAUAAACAACUGAAUCGAGAGAAAAAUGAGCUGCGGAGACAUUUUAAUGGUGAAUGGAUUUACUAUCAAUCUACUUUGUACUACAUUUCAUCUGAUUUCAUUCAGAAAAUGUCUGGUACCGAAUACACCUGGAUUGGUUUGUCUGACAGUGAUGAGGAGGGCAGAUGGAAAUGGGUUGAUGGCAGCACACUGACCUCUGGCUACUGCAAGGAGGGUGGUGUGGUGAGAUACCUCACUCAUGUUAUCAGAGAACCGGGGUUACGUAAGUAA